AUGAGAAAAAAACAUCAAGAAGAAGCUGAAAAAUUAGAAGAUCUUAUUAAAGCUAAAAGAAGAAAAUUAGGCAAUAUUGUUUUUAUUGGUGAGCUAUUUCAAGUACAAAUGUUAACUGAUACUAUUAUAUAUGAUUGUAUUGAAUAUUUACUUCGUGAUAAAACUGAUGAAGUAAGUCUUGAAUGUUUAUGUGAUCUUUUACGUGCUAUUGGUGACAAACUUGAUGCUAAAGCUAAGAAAAAACAUACAAAGAAGUCCAAAUUGGAAAAACUUUAUUGUGAAUUAAAUACUAUUGUCAAAGAAGGAAAAAUAUCAGCACGUAUUCGUUUUAUGAUUCAGAAUCUUCUAGAAUUAAGACAAACUGCAUGGGGCACUUGUCGUUCUGAAACUAAACCGACAACAAUUGAUGAAAUUCAUGAACAAGAACAUUUAAAUCGUGAAACUACUAUUAGCAGUGCCUAUAGUGGAAGUAGUCAACAACAGCAUAACAAUAAAAAUGAUAAUUACAAUAGUGAAAUAAAACAACAAUUGAGUAUAAACGAAGAAGAAGAUAGAAUAGAAAAUCACUCUCAUGCUAAUAUUUUAAGACAACUACAAUCAAAUGAUAAACGAAAUCAAGUACGAUUGACAAUUAAAUUAAUACCACGAUGUAUACGAACAAAAGAAUCAGGCAUUGAAAAGAAACUUGAAGAAGAUCGUUCAUUUACCGAACAGGAAGAAAAUUAA
Messenger RNA from Rotaria sp. Silwood1, 726 nucleotides. NCBI's taxonomy places the organism in Eukaryota, Metazoa, Rotifera, Eurotatoria, Philodinida, Philodinidae. The record is from the annotation of a GenBank genome assembly.